Molecule: messenger RNA, 1080 nt
Organism: Rosa rugosa (rugosa rose)
Lineage: Eukaryota; Viridiplantae; Streptophyta; Magnoliopsida; Rosales; Rosaceae
Product: RNA polymerase II C-terminal domain phosphatase-like 4
Exons: 9
Coding region: 1-1080 (359 amino acids)
Molecular function (GO): RNA polymerase II CTD heptapeptide repeat phosphatase activity
Source: RefSeq, a predicted model, not a curated record
AUGGGUCGCAAGUUUUAUGUGCAAAGGUUGGAGAUAAAAGAACUAGAGUCCGGUUCUUUGGAGUCAUUACCAGAGGAAGAAGAUAAAGAAGCUUAUGGUGAUGGUGAUGGUGAUGGCAGUGAUGUUGAAAGUGAGAGCAGGAUAAAAAGGCGUAAGGGAGAUAAUUUGGAAAGCGUAGAGGAAACUAAUGGAUCGACUUCACAAGGACUUCCAGAACAAAUUCUGUUGUGGAUUGAGACUUCAAUCGACCGGUUACACAACACGGACGUUAAGAAAUCGCUAAAUAAUAAGAAACUUUAUUUGGUACUGGAUCUUGAUCACACAUGGCUAAAUUCCACCCAGCUGAAUCAUAUGACGGCAGAAGAAGAAUAUUUGAUGAGCCCACCAGAUUCGCUGCCAGAUGAGUUGAAAGGCAGCCUUUUCAGACUGGACUGUAUGCGUAUGAUGACCAAGUUAAGGCCCUUCAUUAGGACAUUUUUGAAGAAAGCCAGUGAAAUGUUUGAAAUGGUGAUAUCACGUGAUGAUGGUACCCAAAAACAUCAAAAGGGUCUAGAUAUUGUGGUUGGGCAAGAAAGUGCUGUUCUGAUACUGGAUGAUACAGAAAAUGCAUGGAUAAAGCACAAGGACAAUCUAAUUAUGAUGGAAAGAUAUCAUUUCUUUAGAUCUAGUCGUGCCCAAUUUGGGUUCACUUGUGAGUCUCUUUCAGAGUUGAAGAGUGAUGAGAGUGAGCCUGAAGGCGCUCUUGCAAAUGUUCUUGACCUUCUUAAGCGAAUCCACAAGAUUUUCUUCUAUGAAUUGGGAGGCAAUCUUAUAGAUAGAGACGUAAGGCAGGUUCUGAAAACUGUUAGGAAGGAAGUCUUGAAGGGGUGCAAAGUUGUUUUCAGCCGUAUAAUUCCUUCAAAAGUCCAGGCUGAUAAUCAUCUCCUGUGGAAGAUGGCGGAGCAGCUGGGAGCCAUAUGUUCAACCGAAGUGGAUUCAUCAGUGACCCAUGUAGUUGCAUUAGAUGCAGGAACAGAAAAGUCUCACUGGGCAGUAAAUCAAAAUUCAAAACAAGUUUUUGGUCCAUCCUCUGUGGCUUGA